Molecule: messenger RNA, 1121 nt
Organism: Ictidomys tridecemlineatus (thirteen-lined ground squirrel)
Lineage: Eukaryota; Metazoa; Chordata; Mammalia; Rodentia; Sciuridae
Gene: Med7
Product: mediator complex subunit 7
Biological process (GO): regulation of transcription by RNA polymerase II
Cellular component (GO): mediator complex
Molecular function (GO): transcription coregulator activity
Source: RefSeq, a predicted model, not a curated record
UUAAAGGACAGUUCUUGCAGCCAAUCAAAGGACAGCAUCAGCGCCUUCUUCCUGAGAAGGAGACCGGAAGUCGGAUUUCGGCUGCGGUGGCGGAGGCGGCUGCUUGAGUAAACCGAGAGCUGAGGUUCUUGAUCUUUCACAAUGGGUGAACCACAACAAGUGAGUGCACUUCCACCACCUCCGAUGCAGUACAUCAAGGAAUAUACAGAUGAAAAUAUUCAGGAGGGCUUAGCUCCCAAGCCACCUCCUCCAAUUAAAGACAGUUAUAUGAUGUUUGGCAACCAGUUCCAGUGUGAUGACCUUAUCAUUCGCCCUUUGGAAAGUCAGGGCAUUGAACGCCUUCAUCCUAUGCAGUUUGAUCACAAGAAGGAACUGAGAAAACUCAAUAUGUCUAUCCUUAUUAAUUUCUUGGAUCUUUUAGAUAUCUUGAUAAGGAGCCCUGGGAGUAUAAAACGGGAAGAGAAGCUAGAAGAUCUUAAACUGCUAUUUGUACAUGUGCAUCAUCUUAUAAAUGAAUACCGACCCCAUCAAGCAAGAGAGACCUUGAGAGUCAUGAUGGAGGUCCAGAAACGUCAACGGCUUGAAACAGCUGAGAGGUUUCAGAAGCACCUGGAACGAGUAAUUGAGAUGAUUCAAAAUUGUUUGGCUUCCUUGCCUGAUGAUUUACCUCAUUCUGAAGCAGGAAUGAGAGUAAAAACUGAGCCAAUGGAUGCUGAUGAUAGCAAUAAUUGUACUGGACAGAAUGAACAACAAAGAGAAAAUUCAGUUCAUAGAAGGGACCAGAUUAUAGAGAAAGAUGCUGCUUUGUGUGUUCUAAUUGAUGAAAUGAAUGAAAGACCAUGAAGGGUAUUUUUCUUCUUUUUUUAUUUUGUUAAAUAGCAUCUUAUAUUCCUCUUUUGGACAGUCUUAAAACAGGUAUAACUAAAAUAUAAAGGAAUUUGUUUCUCUUGACUCCAGUUUUUCAAUGAUGGGAUGCCAUAGGCAGAAUUUCACUGUGUAACAAGCGUAGGUGAAUGAGUACACCUGUAUUAAAAAUAAUCACCUUAAAAUGCAAAGUGUUUGCUGUUGUGUGGGAUAUUCUGAUUUUUGGAGUUGCAGUAAAAUUUUGAAGAUAUUCUUAA